GAAUCGAUAAUGUCUAGAGAAGACUCAUUUGUCUUCAGAUAUUCCUGUCAAGCCAGAAGUUCUUCAUUCUUAUAUUGUCUGUGACGAUCGACAUCAUUGAAGACAUAUCAUAUUCGAAGCCAUGGGGAGCAUCAAACAUAGCUCCCGCGAUGCCGCCUUGCUGGUGUUUGGGUCGCAGCUUGAGUCUCUGAGCACCGAGUCCUUGGACGGAAUUCGGAACACAUUAUUAGACAAGCCAUCGAGGCAAUGGGUUUUCGACACGGUUUCCGGGCUGACGGACGUCUGGAAAGCUCUGGCCAAUGCACAGCCCGAGAUAACUGCUGCGAUUGGCGAACUUCGGGGACAGCAACUCCUGGAAGACCUCGGCUCUUGGCUGAGGCUGGGGUCGCUCCAUGACGGGGAGAGCGCUUUGUUGCGAGACCUGGGCGCCCUACCAAGCAUGAUACUCUCGCCACUGGUCAUUCUCACGCAUGGGGCGCAGUACCGGCGAUACCUAUCCGAAUUGGCCAAGCAAGUGGGCAAGGACGAAUCAAGCGCGGACAUACAUGCGGAACUGGUCAACAAUCAGGAGACAGCGACACUUGGGUUCUGCAUGGGCAGCGUGAGCGCCUUUGCCGUGGCGACUGCUGCCAACCAAGAGGACCUCGACAAAUAUGGGUCUGUAGCGGUGCGAUUGGCCGUGGUAGGCGGCGCGCUCAUCGACGCGCAGGAUGCGUGGAACACGGACAAGGGAUUAGGCCCGUCGAAGUCGUACGCAACCGCCUGGCGUAAUGAGUCGCAGCGAGAUGAUUUGCAUCGUAUCGUCGAUAGCUUGUCCCCAGAGGCGUACAUCUCGGUGCUUUAUGAUGAGGCACGGGCGACGGUCACCACAUCGCAACGUGCAGCCUCACGACUCUUGAGAAACCUACGCAAGGCUGGCAUCACCACGGCCGAAGUCGGGUUUCACGGCGAUAUUCACAGCCCAAAACCACAAACCAGGUCGCAGGUAGAGCAGAUAGUUGCAUUCUGCAACAAUACCCCUGGCCUGCAGUUGCCCGACUCUGCCGACCUAGCGAUACCAAGCUUUACCAACGCUGGUGACGGGAAGCGCAUCGGCUUGAAAGACGGGCCAAUGCACGAGAUAGUCAUGCGAACUGUCUUUUUGCAGCAAUGUGACUGGUAUGGCACCUUUCUGGCAGUGAAGACUGCUCUCCUGGAUGGUGAGCAAGGCAAUAAGGUCGCGGUGGCGUUCGGACCUGAUAAGUGUUCUCCUCCGACAUUGAUGCACCAACUUGGACCAAGGUUGGUGCACUUCGCGGAUCUAAGCCUCGAAAAGGAGCUCCCAACUACACAACCCUACACGAAAUGGGAGACCUCGGAACCUGUGCCAGAGCCGCACCCGGAGGCCGAGCACUCAUGGCAGGAAGAGCAACCGCCUCAGCAUACCAUCUCCCAUGGCGAAGCCGAAAAGAACGCCAUCGCCGUGGUAGGGAUGUCCAUCAAAGUCGCUGGGGCUGACGACUUGGAUGAGUUCUCGCAAAUGCUGCGGACGGGCAAGUCGCAACAUGAGCUCAUAACGGCAGAAAAGAUGGCGUUCAACGACUCCCUGUUCCGAGACAGGGACGAGCGCCAAUGGUACGCCAAUUUCAUGCGCGACCGCGACGCCUUCGAUCACAAGUUUUUCAAGCGGAGCCCGCGUGAGUCUGCGUCCAUGGACCCACAACAGCGACUCUUGCUGCAGUCCGCAUAUCAGGCUGUGGAACAGGCUGGCUACUUCACCGAGACGACGCGAAGCAGCCGAAGCAAAGACGGCAAUUGGAGAAAUCACGAGCAAAAGCAUGUCGGUGUUUACAUCGGCACCCCCGCCGUCGAUUACGAGCACAAUGUCGCGGGCCACGCACCCAACGCAUUCACGGCAACAGGUAAUCUCCAGAGCUUCCUCGCGGGCCGGGUAGCGCACUGGUUUGGUUGGACAGGGCCGGCUUUGACCUUGGAUACGGCCUGUUCGUCGUCGGCCGUAGCCAUCCAUACGGCCUGUCGAGACCUCCUCUCCGGCGAAUGCAACGCCGCGUUGGCAGGCGGCGUGGCCCUGUGUACGAAUCCAACCUGGUUUCAGAACCUGGCCGCUGCCAGUUUCCUCAGCCCUACUGGUCAGUGUAAGCCGUUUGACCACAGGGCUGACGGCUUCUGUCGUGCUGAGGGGAGCGUUGUUGUCUUCCUCAAGAGGAUGGCGGAUGCCGUGGCUGAUGGCAACCCCAUCCUGGGCUCUAUUGCCAGUUCAGCCGUAUACCAGAAUCAGAACAGUACGCCCAUGUUUGUUCCCAAUUCGCCAUCACUCUCCCAGCUCUUCAGAGAUGUUCUCAAACGUGCGGAGGUGCCUGCCGGUGAUAUUUCGCUGGUAGAGGCUCACGGGACAGGUACACCUGUUGGCGACCCUGCAGAGUAUGCGAGUAUUAGGGACGUGAUGGGCGGCCGUGAACUUCGGUCGAAGCCUCUGCCCAUCGGUUCAGUGAAAGGUCAUGUUGGGCAUGCCGAGGGUGCUUCAGGGGUCGUAUCACUGAUCAAGGUCUUGACGAUGAUGCGUGAGAAUUUCAUCCCCCCACAGGCCAGCUUCUCGAAGAUGAAUCCAGCUAUCAAGGCUUCGCCGUCUGACAUGAUCGAGGUUGUCACUUCCCUCCGACCCUGGACCGAAAAUAAAGAUGACGACAAAAAGGCCCUGAUAAACAACUAUGGCGCUUGUGGGUCAAACGCGGCCAUGGUUGUAACCCACAGAGGACAUCACAGCUCCAGGAGAUCUCCAGAAGGGCAACAGCAUCAACGUCUUCCAUUCCGCAUCACUGGUCUCGACGCACGCAGCAUCAAAGCGUAUGCUGUAAAGUUAGCCUCUUUCAUCAAAUCUCAGGUCCUAUCCAAGCAGAGGAUGACGAUGGCAGACCUGUCGUUCAACAUCGACCGAUACUGUAACCCUGCACUUAGUCAAGGCGUCGUUUUCAGUUCCAGUAGCCUGGCCGAGCUGCAGGACAUGAUCUCCCAUGUCGUCGCUGCUGACGCCACAGCGCCAGCUAUCGAGCCCAUCAAGCCUGAACGGCCCAUAAUUCUCUGCUUUGGCGGCCAGGUGUCGACUUUUGUUGGUCUGGACCGCAACCUCUACGAAAGCGUGGCACUGCUGAGAAAACACCUUGAUAAUGUCGAUGCCACUCUGCAGGGAUUGCCCUUUGGGCUGGGAAGCAUCUACCCGGAUAUAUUCUCUCGCUCGCCGUGUGAGGAUCCUGUUCGGUUGCAAACAAUGCUGUUUGCCAUGCAGUACGCAUGUGCCAUGACAUGGUUGGACAGCGGGCUCUCCGGCAAGGUCGCUUCUGUUGUGGGCCACAGCUUCGGCGAACUUACUGCACUAUGUGUCUCAGGCGCUCUGAGCCUCCAAGACGCUUCUCAAAUGAUAGCCCAGCGCGCACAGCUGAUACGCAGCCGGUGGGGCCCGGACCCAGGGGCCAUGAUGGCCGUCGAGGCCGAUGAGUCGGUAGUGAGAGAUCUUGUGACCGAGGCUGGUCACAGUGGCGCUCCCGUUGAAAUUGCUUGCUACAACGGCCCAAGAAGCUUUACCCUGUCCGGUCCGACGCAAGCAAUCGACGUAGUCGGAGACAUUAUAGGCCGCGGCGGCAAAUUCUCAGGCAUCAAGAGCAAAAGGCUCAAUGUCACCAAUGCCUCUCAUUCUUCGUUGGUCGACCCGCUGAUGGAUGGCCUGGCGGAAAUUGGAAAGCAAAUGAAUUUCCGGACGCCCUCGAUUCCCCUGGAAAGAGCCACCGAGACUGGUUUGGCUGACGGCGGCCUGACACCCAGCUUCCUAUCUGACCACAUGAGGAACACCGUGUUCUUCAGCCAGGCGAUCCACCGCUUGGCUGAGAAGUACCCGUCGGCGGUCUUCUUAGAAGCAGGAUCAAGCUCGACUAUCACUAUCAUGGCAAGCCGUGCGCUGUCAGCCAAUAUUGGUAGCGGAAGCUCAGGCUAUUUCCAGGCCAUCAAUAUUACUAACGACAAGGCGCUGGACAAUUUGACAGACGCAACUACUUCGCUGUGGAAGCAAGGAGUGCGAGUAUCCUUUUGGGCACACAACGCCUGUCAGACUAACGAGUAUGAAACUCUCCUGCUGCCGCCAUAUCAAUUCGAGAAGUCACGCCACUGGAUGGACAUGAAAUCGCCUUCAGAGGCCCUCAACAAGGCUCUUGAGAGCCUGAAGCAGAGCAGCACGCAGCGGAUAGACGAGGAAAGCCAUGCAGUGAGCGUUAGGGAGUUGGGGUUGUGGUCGUUCAUCGGCUACCAAGACGAGGACACAAAAGACCGCAACAGGGGUAAGAAGGACAGCAGCAAGGACAACCCCCGCCGCCCCCGAUUCCGCAUCAACACAGGCUCAGACAAGUACGACAAAUUCUUCUCUGGCCAUGUCAUCGCCCAGACUGCACCCAUCUGUCCCGGGACGCUCCAGGUAGACAUGGCCAUCGAAGCCCUCUUCAGCAUAAACCCGGAGUGGAAAAAGGACGGCCUGCAGCCCAUAGUGCAGGAUAUGGUGAACCACAAUCCUUUGUGUGCGGAUCCCUCGCGCGUCGUCUGGCUGGACUACAAAUCCCUCAAUGCUGAACGGACGAAGUGGGAAUGGAGCAUCUCCAGCACAAGUCGGGAUUCCGACAACCGCGGCAAUGACCAACAGAUGUACGUUGCCGGGCGUCUGCACUUGCGAUCUCCCACGGACCCGGCAUACGUGGCCGAGUUCUCGCGCUUCGAGCGACUCGUCAGCCAUUCCAUGUGCACUGCACUCCUUUCAGCACCAGGGCGGCACGGCGUCGGCGAGGACGACCUGGAGAUCCAGCAGGGUCGGAAUGUCUACCGAACGUUCGGGGAGGUCGUCGAGUACGCCAACAUGUACCGAGGCGUGCAGACGGUUGUCGGUCGCAACUCGACCAACGAGUGCGCUGGCCGUGUCACAGGCCGUCACUCUGGCGAGACGUGGGUCGAUGUGUUGCUCGAUGACAGCUUCAGUCAAGUUGGGGGCUUCUACAUCAACUGCAUGACCGACAAUGACCCAGAGGACAUGUUCAUCGCCAACGGCAUUGAGCUGUGCAUGCGGUCCCCGCGCGGUAUCAUAAACGACCCCCAUAAUGCGCAGAAUACAUGGCACGUCUAUGGUAGAAAUACGCCUCAGUCCACGACCGGCUAUCUAAGUGACAUUUUUGUCUUCGACGCUGCGACUGGGGCUUUAGCUGAGGUAUUCUUGGGGAUCCAAUACUCGCGGAUGCCCAAGAAGGUGAUGGGCCGCAUGCUGAAUAUGCUCACCAAGGACAAGUCGGCAUUGAAGAGCGGUGCAACUCUUCAAGCCGCUGAUCCUGUCCAGAAGACCCCGGUAGGCUCUGGCCCGGCGCCAAUUCAAGUCUCUUCCCGAAAUGCGGAUGUGAGCGAGCAGGGACAGAAAUCAGUAAAGAGGAAACCCAAGCAGAACCCUCAGAAGAAACCUUCCGCUUCUCCACGGCAAGCAGACCUUACAGCCGAGGUCAUGAAGUUGGUAGCUCUCGUCGCUGGCAUGGAAGCCAGCGAGCUCACAGUAGAUACCGAGGUGGCAGAUGUUGGUAUCGAUUCCCUCAUGGGGAUGGAGCUUGCUCGCGAGGUUGAGAGCGAGUUCAAGUGCAGCGUCGACCAGGCGACGUUGUUAGAAGCCACCAACGUGCGGCAGCUCGUUGCCUACAUCGAAACCAUCCUGCCUGGGGCCGACCAUGGUGAUGCUUCUGCCACUAGCAGCGCAAGUGACGAGUCCUCUGUCCAGGACGAUGACACUUCUGACGAUGAGGACACCCCUGACCUCCAGCCGGACUCCGGCAUCGCCACCCCGGAUUCGACGGAGGAAUUCGCAGGCUCGUACCAAGACCUGAAACUUGCCAGCACCGACAUCCUAGAUGCCUUUGGAGAGGUCAAGCUGAGUUCGGAUCAGCGUCUCCACGAUGCCAAGACUGACAAUUUCGACCGCGUUGUCUUUCCCGCGACAAGCCGGCUAUGCGUGACUCUGAUCGUCGAGGCUUUCGAGAAGCUCGGCUGCAGCCUUGGAUCCGCCUCUGAGGGUGAAGUCCUUGCUCGUGUGCCUCACCUGCCCGAGUAUGAGCGGCUGGUGAACUGGCUGUAUCGAUUCUUGGAGCAAGACGCACGGCUGAUCGAGGUGGAUCCCACCAGUGGGCAGAUUAAAAGAACAGCAGUUGCAGUCCCACAUAAGUCGAGUGAGACUUGUCUGAGAGAGUUUUGCGAGGCACACCCCGAUUGGGCUGUGACUGCCAGGCUUAUCCAGCAUGCAGGCAAGCCUCUGGCAAGCAUUCUGUCUGGCGAAACAGACGGCAUCCGUAUCCUAUUCGGCUCGCCCGAGGGCCGCAAGCUGAUGGCAGCUCAUUAUCGUGAGAACCCACACGCCGCAAUGCUGGGGGAACAGAUGCGCGACACGCUUGGCCUACUCGCGAAAAAGAUACAAAGGACAGAAGGUGGAACGCUCAAGAUUUUAGAGAUGGGCGCGGGCACAGGAGGGACGACGCACAUCCUAGUGCCGUAUCUCGCCUCGCUCGGUGUCACGGUCGAGUACACCUUCACAGACCUAUCGUCCUCCAUGGUAGCCCAGGCGCGCCGUACACUAGGCAAAGAGUAUCCGUUUAUGCGAUUUGCCGUGCACGACAUAGAGGCAGAAGUGGCGGAGGAAUUGCGCGGGCAACACAUCAUCAUCGCCAGCAACGCCAUCCACGCUACACACAAUCUAUUGGCAUCUGUCAGUAACGUGCGCCAGGCGUUGCGUCCCGAUGGUUUCCUCAUGAUGCUGGAACAGACCGAAGACAUCCCGCUCAGUAAUCUGAUUUUUGGUUUGUUCGAGGGCUGGUGGAUGUUUGACGAUGGCCGUACUCAUGCUGUUGUCCAGGUACCGGACUGGGAGCGUACACUGCACCAAGCCGGCUACGGCCACGUCGACUGGACAGACGGCCACUUGCCCGAGAACAGCCUCCAGAGAGUCAUAGUCGCCCUGGCCAGCGGUCCGCCGCGCGAACGACUGCCCAUUCCGGAAUCGAAGCCGGAAGGCCAUCAGCAGUUGACUCGCAAUCUCGCGACACGGGAGGCCGAGGCCGAGAGAUACAUAAGCAGAUAUACAGCAGACUGGGCCGUGCCGUUCGUGGCUGACGCUGAAGCCGAAGGGAAACCUGAGGCAGAUAGGCACGACUGUGUUGUGCUUGUGACAGGUGCCACAGGAAGCCUUGGGUCGCAUCUGGCAGCCGCUCUAGCAGAACACCCGCACGUCGCAACCGUAGUCUGUGCCAACCGCCGCAGCAGCGCAGCAUCUGUCGAGGCCCGGCAAGACGACGCCUUCCUCAAGCGCGGCAUCCAUCUCACGCGCGACGCCCGCAGCAAGCUCCGCGUCCUUGAGACCGACACUUCCCGGCCCCAGCUCGGCCUGCCCAAGUCCGCGUACGACUGGCUAGUGCAGCAUGGCACCCAUAUCAUACACAAUGCAUGGCCCAUGAGUGGGACACGUGCAUUGGCCGGCUUCGAGCCACAAUUCCAGGCAAUGCGCAACCUCCUGGACCUCGCGCGUGACAUGGCCCUGGCAGGCCGGGAUGGAGGACGGCGCGUUGGCUUCCAGCUAGUGACGUCCAUCGGCGUGGUCGGACACGCAGGGCAGGGACACAUAAGAGAACAAAGGGUCCCGAUAUCCGCUGUCUUGCCAACGGGUUACUGCGAGGGGAAGUGGAUCUGCGAGCGUAUGCUUGACGAAACGUUGCACAAGCAUUCGGGCCUGUUCCGCCCGAUGGUCGUCCGCCCGGGUCAGAUCGCUGGCUCAACGACAAGUGGGUUCUGGAAUCCAGUCGAGCAUUUUGCCUUCCUGGUCAAGUCCGCUCAGUCGGUAGGGGCGUUCCCCGCCCUCGCCGGGACGCAGCAGUGGGUGCCCGUCGACAAGGCUGCCGCUGCCAUGGUGGAGCUGCUGCACCUCGGUAACGAGGCAAAUGCACCCUCGCCAUCUCCCGUCUACCAUAUUGAUAACCCUGUGGGUCAGACAUGGAAUGACACGGUCACUGUCCUGGCGAGGGCGCUUGGUAUCACUACUCAAGGUGUGGUGCCGUUCCGUACCUGGCUCCGACGAGUCUCUCACUCGCCACUUAGCGAGGCCGAUAACCCAGUGGGAUCCCAACCGAUGCUCUUCGACUUUCUCGAUCGCAACUUUGAGAGGAUGUCUUGCGGUGGGCUCAUCCUGGACACCACCCAGGCCCAGCAGCACUCCAAGACUAUGGCAGCACUUGAGCCGGUGAGCGCCGAGGUUGUGGAGAGGUACGUGGAGAGUUGGAAAAAGUCUGGAUUUCUUGUCUAAUAAGUUUGUGUUUGGCUUUGUUGCGGACUGGUUGGUUUCUUUUCCCAUUUUCAUCGGAUAAAAUGUGAGCACCUGUAGACACACAAGAUUGUAUCGGGACAGCAGUUGUUUGAAUGGGCAACCGCCUGUUAACCCAGCCUACCAUGAACAAGGGUAAUAGACAAAACGGGAGUGUAUCGAAUAAUUUGAUUGAG
Messenger RNA from Diaporthe batatas, 8547 nucleotides. RefSeq lists its product as uncharacterized. NCBI's taxonomy places the organism in Eukaryota, Fungi, Ascomycota, Sordariomycetes, Diaporthales, Diaporthaceae. Bases 122 to 8353 code for a protein of 2743 amino acids. Gene Ontology annotation, biological process: fatty acid biosynthetic process. The record is from RefSeq and is a predicted model, not a curated record. The transcript is spliced from 3 exons. Gene Ontology annotation, molecular function: phosphopantetheine binding; 3-oxoacyl-[acyl-carrier-protein] synthase activity.